Messenger RNA from Monomorium pharaonis (pharaoh ant), 6184 nucleotides. RefSeq names its product mucin-5AC. NCBI's taxonomy places the organism in Eukaryota, Metazoa, Arthropoda, Insecta, Hymenoptera, Formicidae. The transcript is spliced from 3 exons. The record is from RefSeq and is a predicted model, not a curated record. The coding region runs from base 375 to 3026 and encodes 883 amino acids.
CUCAGUUCUCCACUGCGCUCCGUGUGAAGCGGAGCUUUCGAGAUAUAUCUCCUCUCGCUCUCCCUCUCGCUCGCCGCGAUCCGCGCGGGAUCGAUCCUUCGAUCGGGUUCCCGUACUUCCCCGUGCGAGUGUGCCAGUCACGUUCGCCAAGGAAAUCGUGAGAGGACGAAAGGCGGCGAUAUCUCGAUCUAGCCGCCUCUUUCGAGGAGAGCCCGUGAAAGGGACAGGCGAAAAGGGUUGAAAGGAAAAGACGACGAUGUGCGAGGGAAAGCUGCUGCGAGUGCUCUAGGACGAGAGGACCCGAACUGACCGAGCGAACAUCGGACACUUUCGAGAAGGAUCCUUUCGGGAAAGAGUGCGACUUCGGAGUAAUCAUGAUGACGCCGAAGAGAUUGACCGAGCUAUCCAGGUGGCUGCUGCUGGCGGGGCUUUUAUGCUGCUCGUCCUGCCAGAGCGUACCGUCCUCCUUCGAGAAUAAAACCGGUGGCCAGAAUGACAGCCGGCCGCGGAUAUUCUCCCCCAGGAUGGAUUACGACGAGUGGACGCCGUUGGGACGCGGCGACCCCCUGAAGAACAAUCCGACCUUCGACUACGUACCGCCGGUCCUCGACAGAGUACAGUACUGGUUGGACUCGCAGCAGCAUACAACCGAGCCGUCGUCGAAGCGUGACAUCCUCGUGCUGGGCGUGACCGCGAAGAAGACCAGCCCGAAAAUACCCGAGCAGUUCCUCAAGUUCGUGGACGGUCCCAAGUUCACGCGGACCGGCGGUCAGGACUCGAUCUCCUAUAGGAACGACUUCACCGGCAGCGCCGGCGCCGAACCGCCCAAGAUCGUGCGCACCACGAGUUUCCGGAACGGCUUGAUUGACUACAGAAAUCAGAACAGGCUGCAGUCGUUGCCAGCCAGUUAUUAUCCGAGCUCGUACUACAGUCAAAAGAUAAAGCCGUACACCAUGAUGAUGCCGCCGCCCAUGAUUCAGAAAGCCGAGACGUCCACCAGUUUCAACGUCGGCACGUCCAAGGAUAAGCUGAUCGGUUAUCCGGACGCCUCGUCGGCCUUUAGCACGCAGACGGAGGAAGGUCCCGUCCUUCAGGACGUCCAGUACUACGGGACGCCCGCGAAAGACUUUGGACGUUACUCGCCCGCUCCCUCGUUGAGACCGUAUUCUACUUCGAAAGUACCGCCGCCGAGCAAGAUCGAGACCAUCAAGAGCGUUUACGUACCGCCCGCGACGCAGAACACAAAAUUUAGAUAUGAAGCGACCACCGCGCCGUCCGUGUCCUUUGAGAAGUCAAAUCUGAUAUACCAAUCGACGCAGACUCUGUCCGGCGGAUGGCUGGGCAACAAUGGGCCCACCUCGUCCUCCACGGUAUUGCCGCUGAAUGUCAAUGUCACUUGGCAGGUUUCGGAUUACUCCAGAGAUCACUACGAUCAUCACGCCGCAGCCUCGUCCAAUCACGAGGUCGUCGUCGGUCAGAAUGCGAACAUCAUCGUGGACGCCAGUAAAAGCGAAAACGAGGAAGUGGUCAUAGGCAAGAAGGAGAUCAGCACCGAGGCAACGUCCUCGACGACGGAGAGCGUCGCACAAACCUCCACCGCCUCCACCACGACUGUAGAUUCAAUUGAGCAGGAAGAGGAAGAAGCUACGACAACCGACGCGCAGCCCUCGCAGAAGAUGCACAUCGUCGUCGCGAAUUCGCCGUCCGACAUCAUGGAUCUGGAGGCGCAUAAAGCGAAGAAGGGCCCGGUCGCCGUGGUAAUGCCGACGAAUUACGUCGAGAAGAAUUUCUCCGCGAGCUCUUCGGAUUCACCGACGACGACGUACAACGCUUGGGAGAAUCCCACCACGUCCGAGAUGACGAAGAUGACCUAUCAGGCGUCGAAGUCCCAUUCGCAGCCGAUAAGGAACGCGAUAACGAGUUCGCCGAUUCUAUCGGAGGAUCAUCCGUCCGCUUCCUCCGCGCCAAACAGAAUUGUACCGCCCUCGCAGCUCCCACAUCAGCCCCCGCAACCACCAUCCGCCCCGGUGAUGCCUCCCAGACACGUUGGCGGUUCCUCGCACGUGUACGUCCCACCGCAGACGGCCUCACAAUCUAUGAUGCGCCCUCAGGCCAGACCCAACACCAUGAUGCACUACAUCGGUAGCAUGCGUCCCGGCUUCCGACCGUCCUCGCCCGUAUCGAUGUCGUCCCACAUGUCGCCGCCUAUGGCGCACAUGCACGCGCCAUCCAUGAACAACAUGAUGGUGCCGUUGUCGAGCAUGGAGCAGGCUCAUCAGCGAUUACCUCAACCGUUCCCCGUGACGUUCACCAAUUCGCCGUCCCCGUCGACUUUCUUCAGCACGCAGAUUCCUGGCUUCGACAAGCAGCCAAUCGACCAUCGGCAAUCGUCCCGCGUACCCGCGACAACCGUGACCACCUCGCCGUCGUUCACCUCGACGAUCUCGUCCACCAUGGAGUACACGUCCACCAUGGACACCACGGAUCCUCAUGAGAGCACGAAACCCGAUCAGCCACCUUUGAUAAAGAUCCUCAAUGCCGAGGAGAUCCCGAAGACGAAGACGACACCUACGCCAUCGUCGACAGGCCCACCGCGAACCACAACCGUGCCGAGUCUAACCACCGACCCGAUUUUCUCCCAUUACAAGCAACCGGUGAAACCGAUUCGCGGCCCGAUGUAUCUGAUUAUUCAGGGCCACUCGAAGGUGAAGACUUACAAACCCACGGUGAACAAGCACAGCGUGCCCGUGGAGAACAAUGAGAUCGUGGAGAGCGCGACCGAACGGCAGCUGUCCAAGCUGGAACAACUGAUUCGGGAAAAUACAAAGAACGGCCCCGUCGACCUGGCCGCUGAGAAGAGAAAGCUGGAGGAGAAGGCGCGCGCCGAGAAGCACGUAUCCUUGCGCCAGGAGAGCCUCAUGAGUCUGGUCGAGAGCGGCUUGAGCGGCUUUACCGUGUCACCGUCGACGGUAGCGGAGGACGAGCGUCGCGCGUCCAACUCGGUUACAAGCAUCGAGAUCAAUUAAGGAUCUGGUUGUUUGCGACAGCUCUUUCCCUCGUAGGAGGAAGCAAGCUCGACAGCCGGAUGCUGGCGGCUGAGAGCACCCCGCAAGGGAGUGUCCUCGUUGCGCGUUGGCGAAAGGGUAGCGCCGCCGUUCUCAGUAGGGAUGCAAUUUUAUUAGGGGCGAGAUCGAUUUAUUCGUUGCUUAUACGCAUUACGGGGUUCGUACCGUAAGUCGUUGGGUGAAAAUCGAUGGCCGAAUGUCGUCGGACGCGCAUGAGAUGGGAACUCGAAAGGUUUCGAUGGCUCGACGCCCUCGCGGUGUUCCCUUUCAGUAUAGGAGCUACCUGGGAGACACGUAUAACUACAGCAACGCUGACAAACGAGGUGUCGAGAAUUUAAGUUAUUUAUUUUAUUUGUCGUUCCGUGAUAUAUUGAGUGCCUCUAUAUAUUCUUUAAUGUCGGACAUUUCUGAAACGAAUUUAAGUAAUAUUUAUAGAUUUGCAGGUAACGAUUGAGUUAUGAUACACAGGUCUACGGUAAACGGACACGCGAAUGUGCGUUUAAUCGUGCUUUAUUUAUUCGAAUCAUCGAUCGGAAUAAUUCGAUGCUUGGUCAUGUCCAUUACUAAUUGUAAUUAUUACAAUUGUUAUAUUUUAAUGCAUACGUCAUGUUCAUGGAUAAUUUAAUAUUUUCACAUUUUAAUUAUACAUUUAUACAGUAUAAUUUAAUUUAUUAUUUAUUUUGUUUAACAUGUAUACGUAGGUUGUUCCCUUUGUUUUAUUUCAUUUAACGCGUGUUGUAAUUAAGUCCUGCUUUACAACGAACGUUACAGUUACACCUCGAUUAUGCAAUUGUAAUUCGAUUAGCAUUAGCAGACCUGUAAUCCGAAGCAAUUAGCGACGUAUAAUUAAUUAGCGUCUUCCCUUUUACUUUCGCAUCAAUGACUCACCGUCGCGCGAGCUACACGGGAUAAUCGCGAAUUCAUGCACGCCUCGCGUGCCGAGAUUUUUCGAAUAAUCUACACGAGGGGAAAGACCACUUUCAGAUUUCCCACAAAAUCACCGAGCAAUUUGCGCGAGGCGCAAACUCUCGGCUCCAGAGUUUCUCGUAGUCAUUGCGUGCAUGGUAAAAAUGCGGUUCUACAAGUCCGCGUUCGUCGUCCGCUUCAAUGUUCAUUUUCGUUUGCGUCUUCGAGAUCGACGAAUGUCACUCGCGGUGAUAAGGAAAAUCUCGCUGUCACCAGAUAACCAGAGGCUCAACCAGGCAGUUCUCUCCAUGUCCUGCCACGCUUUCAUCCACGAUGAAAAAAAAAGCGCGCCAAUUUCAUAUGUGCCAGUAUACAUAAUUACAUAUAAAAAUAAAGAAAAAGUGUAAUUAUAUACAUAUAAUAUUAACAUAUUACACUAUUUAAUAUUAUAUUAUAUAUACACAUACACAUACACACACACGCAUGCAUAUAUACACACGUGCAGACGCACACGUUUUACACAUCUGUGCGGAAUAAGCGAUCGUUCGAGGAUUCCGAUCGCGCAUUCGACCCGCUUGCGUCCUCGACGACAGUUAUCGCGAUCGCGAAUGCGGCGAGUGUACGAAUUGGAAUUCGCGUUUCACUCGCUGUUUUAUGGCGUCACUCGAUUCGCGUGCGCGCUUUCUUCCGCAAUCUAAAUAUCGAGCGAACUCGUUUUACGAUUAUCGCGGUGCGAUAUCAUUGCGGAACGCUGCUGCGUGGCUAUCAAUGAGGGCGUAAAACCCGCGUCUCAGAUCGAGACUCCUGGACCGGUCUACGCGGCUUAAUUGCGCCGGUGGAGCUCGCGAUCGCGUGCGCUAUAUGCACACAAUAAUAUUAUUUAUCGUACAGUGUAGUCGAACGAAAGAAAUGCCGGGAUGUCGAAGAGGUAGCGGUGCUCUUGGAAAUUCCUUGGAAGACUUGGCUUCCUCUCGUCGCAAUUUUGUAACGUCUGACGCGAUACAAUCGCGGUUUCUAAAAGCAUUAUCUCUGAAAUUUGAUAAAACAUCGCUGAAGGUUUAGCUACGUAAAAAUAACACAUCGCCAACCGUCUCGAAAUUGGAGCAGAUACUUUAUCUAUCUCUCGCGGGAGAAAGCUCGCAGCUUCCAAGACAUCUUGCACGCGUAUGACGUACGAUGUAAUUUAUAUAGAUUCGUGAAUGUUAAGAAUAGGUUUCUCCUUAGUAUCAUAUUUAUUGCGCUAGAGAUACAGAAAUCGAAGGUGGAAAGUCUCAAAAUCGCCGUAAUCAAUCGCUCGAACACACAUUCGACCCCGUCUCUUACGCGCUUUAGGUUGACGCUUAAAUAUCAGCAUCGGGACUUCCCGUCCUCAAUUCCGUUUGUUCUACCACGGUCCACUUAUUUAUCGCGCACAAACACCGCGCCGCCCGAUAGAAUUCACCUAUAUUUGUCGCAGACAGCUGCCGGGAUCGUCCGGCAGCAGAAUUUCUCGAUUCUCGUCGCGAUUCUCACACAGAUAUCAUCGUCCCCUUUCCGCACGGCUAAAAUCUCUCUCUCUCUCUCUGCUCGCCCUCCAAGGCAAAUUCCCCGUCGAACAAUGAAUUACGCGAAGCGUAAAAAUAUCGUACGGUGUAAAACGAGAACGACCGACUUCUCUCCGCUUUAUUUUUUUCCCGUGUCUACGCCCUUCGAUUCCGAGGUUUCCGCACAACGUUUCCGUACACAAAACACCCGAUACACUUUAUACCUUUAGGCGCUACGACGUGAAACUUACAUUAACACUAGUCUUACACCCUACCAGUUACCAAACAUAUCGCGUACGUACUAACAGCUCCCAGAUACUAUAUCACGACCCGACUCCCCUUGCUCGUAGCGAUCGUAAUUAGGCGUAGUCGAAGUUUACGCGCACUCACACGCAAUAUAUAUAAUAUACUCACGCACAUACACAUGAUAUAUUAUAGGUAUACGCAUAUAUAUAUAUAUUACACGUAUACGGUGUAUUUUAUUUCUAUAAAGAUAAAUUGUAUGUAUAUUUGAUGGCGAUGUGAGCGCGACCACGCGACAUCGCGAUCACCCUUACGCAUUCGGCGUUACGUUCGCACGCUCGGGCACGGCGUGCAUUAAGUUUACGUACGUAUAUAAAUUGUACCUGACGGUCACGCACGCGUUCUGUUGAUUCUUCUGUUUUAUUAAUAAAGCAUCUUAUUAUCGAU